AAAUUCAAAAUAAAUAGAUCUCAACUAGAGGUUUUCAGAUUCACCUUUUAUCUAAUGACUCCUAUUGCAGUGAUGUACUAUGUUGGUGUCGAUGCUGAUAAGAAAUUCAACGUUCCAGGUUUCUGGCCAGAUCCAGAAACUACUAAUAAGAUUCCAAAAGAAAGACAUGAAAUACAAGCUGAAUUGGCAAGAAUGAAGAGAGAAAGAAUCGAAAAAAGACAAAGACUAGAAGAAAAAUUAAAGAAUGAGUAUGGUGUUGACUUGGAGGAGGAAAAAGCCAAGUUG
Molecule: messenger RNA, 285 nt
Organism: Hansenula anomala
Lineage: Eukaryota; Fungi; Ascomycota; Saccharomycetes; Phaffomycetales; Wickerhamomycetaceae
Gene: PET100
Product: Pet100p
Exons: 2
Biological process (GO): mitochondrial respiratory chain complex IV assembly
Cellular component (GO): mitochondrial inner membrane; mitochondrion
Source: RefSeq, a predicted model, not a curated record